AUGCUCCGCCAAUUACCACGAAUAUACCUGACCAAUGCCGAAAUACUAUCCAAGGACUUCCGCAAGGUCCCUACGCAUCAACUAUACACUAAAUUGGGGUUCAUAAACCAUCCAAAGCAAGGUUUGGUUCAUUGGAUGCCUCCUGGUUGGAACAUGGUUCGCAAGCUUCAGACGAUUAUUCAUCGCCACAUGGUCGGUGCCGGGGCAGAAGAGGUCAAUCUCUCUUUGCUUUCAUCUGCUGAACUCUGGAACAAAACUGGAAGGUGGGAAAAUAACGAAUUGUUCAAAUUGAACGAUGGAGAAACAUGUCUAGCAGCGACAUGCGAAGAAGAGAUCACACAACUUGUGAAAAACCAAAUUGCUUCCUAUAAAAGUCUUCCCUUGUUAUACUAUCAGAUCAAGGAAAAGUAUAGGGACGAAAAGAGACCACGAGGAGGACUUCUUCGUGGCCGAGAGUUUCUCAUGAAAGAUGCCUACUCGUUCGAUAUCGAUGAAAAGCUGGCUAUGGAAACGUACAAUACGGUUGUCAAUGCUUACCAUGGUGUAUUCAAGGAGCUCAAGGUUCCAUAUGUGAAAGCGGAGGCCGAUACAGGAGAUAUUGGAGGAUCCUUAUCGCAUGAAUGGCUCUAUUUGCACCCACAAGGUGAAGAUACAGUUUUUGUGUGCAAGUCUUGUGGAACAACUUCGAACAUGGAGAAAACUUUCUCAUUCCCACAAACUCCCCAGGACUGUAAGAACGUGAGUGUAAGGUAUUUCACCACUAAGGAUGGGAACACUUUGGUAUGUGCCUACUUUCCAUCGGACAGAAUACUUCAACCAACACUUCUUAAGGAGGAGAUUCCUGAUAUUGACUUGAAGAAUACUGAAAGCGACAAAAUCCUCGACCAGUUUUCCAAUCCUGAAACCAUGUUGAACAAGAAAGUUGUGCGGAUCAUGGACAGCAGACUUACAUCCCGGUCUCAUUUUCCAGACUUUCCCAUUCCGUUUGUUAACCGUUCCUUCAUAACCACACUCACAGACAUUCCAAUUGUCACCGCCGAGGCCGGAGAGAUUUGUGGAAGCUGUGAGGAUGGAGAACUCGAGUGUCUGAGGGCCAUUGAAGUGGCUCAUACUUUCUAUUUGGGCGACAAAUAUACCGACCCUCUAGAGUGUACAGUGCAAGUUCCAGGGCCCAAUGGAGUUACAGAAGAACGCAACUUGAUGAUGGGAUGUUAUGGAAUUGGAUUGAGUCGAAUAAUUGGAGCCAUUGGAGAAAUUUGCAAAGAUGAAAAUGGGUUCAGAUGGCCAGCUGCGAUCAGUCCAUGGACAGCUACAGUUAUCACUUCUGGUGAAUUGGGUGAGGAUUUGAAGCAAACGUUGGAAUCAAUGAACAUAGACAUGUGUGUGGAUUCCAGGUCCAAGGUGGGAAUUGGUAAGAAAGUUCGCCAGUCGCAGGCCAUGGGUAUACCGAUAAGCAUCAUUGUGGGCAACAAAUAUCCACAAAUAGAGGUGAAUGUUCGGGGAGUUGGCAAGGACGAGGUGCGGAUGGUGGGUGUGGACGAGUUGGGGGAGUAUGUGGGGAGAGUGUUGAAGGAGAUUUGA
Messenger RNA from Meyerozyma guilliermondii ATCC 6260, 1581 nucleotides. RefSeq names its product putative proline--tRNA ligase (gene PRS). Gene Ontology annotation, biological process: prolyl-tRNA aminoacylation. Bases 1 to 1581 code for a protein of 526 amino acids. Gene Ontology annotation, cellular component: cytoplasm; mitochondrion. Lineage: Eukaryota; Fungi; Ascomycota; Pichiomycetes; Serinales; Debaryomycetaceae. Gene Ontology annotation, molecular function: ATP binding; proline-tRNA ligase activity. The record is from RefSeq and is a predicted model, not a curated record. The transcript has a single exon.